Exophiala dermatitidis NIH/UT8656 is the source of this 1497-nucleotide messenger RNA. Its product is annotated as pyruvate dehydrogenase E2 component (dihydrolipoamide acetyltransferase). The record is from RefSeq and is a predicted model, not a curated record. Bases 1 to 1497 code for a protein of 498 amino acids. Gene Ontology annotation, biological process: pyruvate decarboxylation to acetyl-CoA. Gene Ontology annotation, molecular function: dihydrolipoyllysine-residue acetyltransferase activity. The transcript is spliced from 4 exons. Lineage: Eukaryota; Fungi; Ascomycota; Eurotiomycetes; Chaetothyriales; Herpotrichiellaceae. Gene Ontology annotation, cellular component: pyruvate dehydrogenase complex.
AUGGCGACCUCGACGCUCCUCUGCCGCACCGGGUCUCGUCUGGUGCUGCACAGUGCACCCAGCUCGAGGCUUGGUCAGAACGCGUUCCAAAGACUGCAAAACGUUGCAGGGUCUCAAGCAUUCCCUUGCUUAUCCGCCCUUGGUCGCUACUAUGCCUCUAAAUCAUUUCCUCCUCAUACCGUGAUUAGCAUGCCCGCCCUCUCACCCACAAUGACUGCCGGAAACAUCGGAGCCUGGCACAAGAAGGUUGGCGAUACCUUAGCGCCCGGCGACGUCUUGGUGGAGAUCGAAACCGACAAAGCUCAAAUGGACUUUGAGUUCCAAGAAGAAGGUGUCCUUGCAAAAAUACUGAAAGAAUCUGGAGAGAAGGACGUGCCGGUCGGAAAUCCCAUCGCCGUCAUGGUCGAAGAGGGUACAGAUAUCUCAGCCUUUGAAGAAUUCACGCUCGGGGAUGCUGGUGGCGACAAGGAGGCACCGAAAGAGCAGCCUAAACAGGAGGCUUCCGAAGCGUCAGAGAAGCCAGAUUCUGGUUCUGGAACAGCACCCCCUAGCGAGUCCAAAGAGCCUGCUCCGCAAGCCGUGGAAUCUGAUUCUACGGGCGGUCGACUAGAGCCGGUGCUCAACAGAGAACCUAACAUCAGUUUUGCCGCGAAGAAGCUUGCUCUCGAGAAGGGUGUUCCUAUCAAGGACAUCAAGGGUACUGGCCCAGGCGGACGCAUCACGGUUGCAGAUGUGGAGAAAUACAAGCCGUCAGCCGGUGGCGCUCCUGCGGCUGCAGCAGGCCCAAGCUAUGAAGACAUUCCGGCGAGCUCGAUGAGAAAGACGAUUGCCAACAGACUGCGCGAGUCUAUGAACCAAAACCCGCACUACUACGUCUCGGCCACUGUCUCAGUGACAAAACUCCUCAAACUGAGAGAAGCGCUCAAUGCUGCCUCGGAUGGCAAGUACAAGCUCUCUGUCAACGACUUCCUCAUCAAGGCUUGUGCGAUUGCUUGCAAGAAGGUUCCCGCCGUCAACUCAAGCUGGAGAGAACAGGAUGGCCAGGCGUUCAUCCGUCAGCACAAUACCGUUGAUGUCAGUGUUGCCGUCGCGACCCCUGUCGGGCUGAUGACCCCCAUUGUGAAGAAUGCGGACAGCAUUGGUCUCUCGAGUAUCUCCGCCGCAGUCAAGGACCUGGGCAAGCGGGCAAGAGAUGGUAAACUCAAGCCUGAAGAGUACCAGGGCGGCACAUUCACUAUCAGCAAUAUGGGCAUGAACCCUGCUGUUGAGAGAUUUACGGCCGUCAUCAACCCUCCACAAGCAGCCAUUCUGGCCGUUGGUACCACGCGCAAGGUCGCCGUGCCCGUCGAGACAGAAGAGGGGCUCGAAACCGAAUGGGAUGAUCAGAUCGUCGUCACCGGCAGCUUCGACCAUAAGGUUGUUGACGGUGCCGUCGGAGGUGAAUGGAUUCGGGAGUUGAAGAAAGUGAUCGAGAACCCGUUGGAGAUGAUGUUGUAG